AUGAGGCAUAGGUUGUGGAGUGGGCGGGUAACCCCAAGGGUGGACCAAGUCUUCUUCAUGAGCUCGAAAAGCUCGUCGACCUCGUCGAGGACGAGGGUCUCGUCCUUGAGGUCGAAUAUGGCGGAGAGGAGGCCGUUCGGAGGCUUGGAUGAUGGCACGGAGGUUUGGGGCGAAGGUGUCGGAAGGGUCGAGAGAGGUGGAGGGAUAGAGGAGAAGGCCUGCUUCCAGAAUCUUCAGCUGCCGUCUCUGCCAGAGGUGGUACUCGUGUGGGUCGCUGAACUCCGAGGGCUUGAGGUGGCGGAGGAGCUCCAGGGAGUGCGCAUGAGAGUCUUCCGCAGCCUGUUGUCGCUCUCCUCAGUCACCCUCAUCUGCUGCCUCAUGAUCUCUGCCGACGUCAUCGGCCGCCUCAGCCGCGGGCCCAACCUCGGGCUGGAUCUCGGGCUCGACCCUGACCCGCCAGGGGACAACGGGUUCGACCCGCACGAGCUGGCGCGUCUAGAAGACGGGGACCGGCGCAUCAUCUUCAGCCCCAACGCCCUCUUCACUCGGCUCGUCACAGCCAUCCCCACGCCUGGGGCCUUCACCGUCCCAGGCCCAGUCGCGUCCCCAUCCGAAUAG
Molecule: messenger RNA, 618 nt
Organism: Striga asiatica
Lineage: Eukaryota; Viridiplantae; Streptophyta; Magnoliopsida; Lamiales; Orobanchaceae
Source: the annotation of a GenBank genome assembly